Molecule: messenger RNA, 2269 nt
Organism: Harmonia axyridis
Lineage: Eukaryota; Metazoa; Arthropoda; Insecta; Coleoptera; Coccinellidae
Product: NAD-dependent protein deacetylase sirtuin-7
Exons: 4
Coding region: 208-2073 (621 amino acids)
Molecular function (GO): NAD+ binding
Source: RefSeq, a predicted model, not a curated record
UUUACUAUUUACCUCUUUUCGAUUUCAUUAGACUGUAAAUUUCCAAUAUUUUUGGUAAUUAAUUGUAAUAUGUUUGGAUAAAGUUACUUCUUCAAGUUCAAGGCAAAAAUUUUAUGAAAUGUCUGUCAGUUGGAUAAAAUUUACCACACAAUAAAAAAUUCAUGAAGAAUUUAAGUUAUUAUUUUUAUCCAUUACUGUUAAUGAAUUAUGGAACUAAAUUUCAACGAUGAAAGUGAAUGUCAAGAAAAUGUUGAAACGAAUUCAGAAAAUUUCUCUAACAGAUAUAGAUUACCAAGAGCUAAUAAGUUUCAGUCAAAACAAAUAUGUGCCAAGGAGCAAAGAAAUGCAACAUUAAGAAAGAUAGCUACUAUUCUUCAAAAAAAUGCAGCAGAUCGUACUGCAGAUGAAGAAAAAAUACUUCUUGACUCGUCAGUCCAAGUAGAGGAAGUGUUAUCGAGAUGGAAAAAAAGAGAUGAAGUGAAGAAAAGAAUGGAGGAAUAUGAAGAUCCUCCUGAACUGUUGAAGACCAAAUGUGAAAAAUUGGCUCAAGCUAUUGCUCAGUCUCAACAUCUGGUUGUAUAUACUGGUGCAGGAAUAAGUACAUCUGCAAAAAUUCCUGAUUAUCGAGGACCUAAUGGCAUUUGGACGCGUUUGCAACAAGGGAAAGAUAUAGGAAAUCAUGAUCUAAGUUUAGCAGAGCCCACUUAUACGCAUAUGGCUUUAUAUGAAUUGUAUAAACGAAAUGUUCUCAAGUAUGUGGUUUCUCAAAAUUGUGAUGGCCUUCAUUUGAGAUCUGGAUUACCGAAAACUGCAUUAUCUGAACUUCAUGGUAAUAUGUACUUAGAGGUUUGUAAAAAUUGUAAGCCACAUGUAGAAUACUGGAGAACCUUUGAUGUAACAGAAAACACAUCCCGUUACUUCCAUAAAACAUCACGGAAAUGUUACAUGUGUAAUAGUCCUUUAGAAGAUACUAUAGUACAUUUUGGAGAGAGGGGUAAACUGCAAUGGCCCCUCAAUUGGAAAGGUGCUUGUCAAAAUGCAAGAAAAGCAACAACGAUUCUAUGUUUAGGUUCGAGUUUGAAGGUCUUGAAGAAAUACCCAUGGCUAUGGCAAAUGGAUAAACCAGUGAAAAGAAGACCUAAUUUGUAUAUAGUUAAUCUUCAAUGGACUCCGAAAGAUGACUGUGCAAAUCAGAAAAUUAAUGGAAGAUGUGAUGAGGUUAUGAAAGCUGUUAUGACUUGUUUAGGAAUAUCUCCACCGUCUUAUGACAGGAGCAGAGACCCCAUCUACUUCCAUUGCAGCAAAUUAUCAGUAUUAGAAAUGCAUACCACUUCACAACCAUUUUUAAAGGAUACCCCAAUAGAAGAAAUCAAAAAGGAGGAACCUUCCGAACCUCAAGUACAAAGCGAAGGAAAUGACAAAGACUGUAUAGAAAAUUGUAACAAUGAUCUCCUACAAAAUAAUACUCAUGACUUCUGUGAUAAAAAAAUAAAUAGCAAUAAGUCUAAUGAAGACUGCCAAGAAGUAAAAGCUGAAAGCAAUCAGUUCAGUAGUGCUUUUUCUAUUAGAAGUAUUUUAGAAAAUUCCAGUGUUCAAACAAAUUCAAUUUCUUCCAUUUCAGAUAGUCAACAAAUAAACAAUUUUGGUAGCUUAGUGACAUUCAUGCAUAUGAAUAAUGGUUGCAAUAGGUUUUUCCAGAAUGAUUACAUUUAUUAUACUUAUCCCUAUCAGUCCAGUUGGUUAUAUUCUGGUUUACACAGUAUUAUAAAUACAGUUCCUUAUUCAAAAGAGGCAAUUAAAGUUGAAAAGAUAGAAGUUAGCAGCCCCAAACCAAGUUGUGAAUAUUGUUAUGAUCAUUUAAAAUCUUUUUCAUGCUUAUUUUAUCCGCCCACAGAAGCCGUCUUUGUGAAACAACAGGUUCGAUACAGUAAAAUCGAAAAAAUAAAUAAACCAAAUAUUUGUGUAUGUUGUGAUUAUACAACAGAUGAAGAAGAUAAUAAAGAUCAGACUGAUAAGAAUAAAGUCCAACCUGGUUGGUUCGGGAAAGGUUACAAGAAAAGAAGAAGGAAAUGAUAGAAUUUAACAAAACAUAAAAACAUAAUUUAAAUGUUGUACGGGUUCCGAAAAAAAAAAGUUAAUGGGUGUAUGUUUUUUGACUUAAGCAUAAAUUAUGUAAGUGUAAAUGAAUUAGAUGUUCAUUCAAGUGAAUGAGACUUUUUUUAUUUAUUGUGUUCAAUGUCAAUGAACUGUAUUAUAAAUAUUGAUGUGA